ACAAGAAAAGCAGAAACAGCAGAAAAAAAAACAAAAAAACAAACAAACAAAAAAAAAAAACUCUCAGUUUUGAUAUAUGUGUCCAUAUGUGGACAGGGGCCUUAGGGGAUUUUGAAGAAUAUCAAGUCACCAGUGAUGGAACCGUUUUGAAUUUAGUGGGUUUUUAUUGGUAUCAAAGCGGUAAGAUCCAUACUGUCAGACUGUGAUGUCACAAUGUUGUUCUUGUUCUCUGAUUAAAUGUUACUCUAAAAAAUUGGACUACCAUCAGUUGAAUUAUAUUCAAGGAUCUGCUUUCCUGAUAUGAACGAAUCUUCCUAAGUGCAGAUAGAGCGUCUGCGUAGUGUAGCUCUAAACUGAGCUGUUAGUGGAACAAUGCUGCAACAUUUGAGUAGUGUGUGUAUUCCUUUGCGUGUCUUUAUGUGUUAUGUGCCAUUUAUAGUGUAUUAAAGUUGGUAAUGUUGGGGAGUUCUCCAAAAGUUGGAUAAAAAAAAAAAAAAAAAAAAAAAAACUCUGCCUAGCUGAUGAUCAAAUUAAGCUUCAGUAUGAGAUGUGUAGACCGGCAGAGAAAGUGGAUGGAUAGAUGGAGGGUUUUCUUUGCCACCUUGACCCUCAAACAAACAGUUCCUUAACUAUUUAGCCACUCUGGUAAAAAAAAAAAAAAAAAAAAAAAAAGAAAAAAAAAGAUGUUUUUUGCCUCAUUGCAGAGUUUUUAUAGCAAUAAUGGAGAACAAAAAGACGUAUAAAGAGAAUGUCUUUCAUUUUAAAAUUGAUUUCACUACAACAACUUACAGCUGGUCUACUUUCUGGUUUUUAAUUUUGCUCAUUCUUUCUUAAAAAUAUUCAUUAUUUGGAACCCUAACUCUAAGCAUCAGUCACACUUUGAAAAUGUAGGAUGAAUGGAUAGUAAAUGUUCAAAUAAACAGUGCCGUAGUAAAAGCAGUUUAAGAUUUGAACAUGCUCAUGGAGUUAUGUCACCUCAUAUAGUAUUAUGUUUUGCAUUAAAACAAGGAACAGAAUGUAUGAAACACUGAAAACCAUGAGGUUUUCUUUCUGGGGAAGGGAAAGCCCUUCCAGAUGAGGAGGGUCCUACAAACUGUGUGUUGUGUGUGUUGAAACAACGACAAUGAUGAUGAACUCAGCACUCCCCUCAUUCUGUCCUCUCUCUCUUGCAGGGUUCCCUGUGCAGUGGCGACUAGAGCCGAGCUGAAGCUGCAGCGGGCUUAACCGGGCUAAGUACUCCGUCUGAGGAACAACCCCCGCCCAACGUCUGAGGUGGCCAUUCCAGUAAGCAGUAGUCGGUGAAGAGUGACAGCGAGAGGCCACUUGAUCCCAACAGGUUGUGCACCAGUAUGCAGGUGGUGUAUUAAGGAUGGAGGACUCCAGUUUAUGUCUUGGUGUAUCAUCAGCGGUGCCUGACACCGAUGCCCAUCUCAGUAGUGCAGUUUUAAAUGGCCGCUACCCGAUCAGUCAAAAGCUUCACCAGCUCACUGCCCAACUAGGACACGCCUUUCCUGACCUGCACCGCCCACAACAGAUUCCUGAGGAGAAGGCUGUCACACCUUUGGAUGAGAAGACGCACCACGCAGCCCUGGCCAGUCAACCUAUCAGCAGUCAGAUGGCCCUGUUAGCCAAUCAGCUCAACCGAGACAUUGAUGCAGGUGCGCUUAGUGGGCUAAAUGGCCGGGUUGAUCUUCAGCAAUUUCUCAAUGGCCAAAAUUUGGGCAUCAUGUCACAGAUGAACGAUAUUGAAGAUGAUGCUCGGAAGAAUAGAAAGUAUCCCUGUCCUCUGUGUGGCAAACGUUUCCGUUUUAACAGUAUCCUUUCACUCCACAUGCGUACACACACAGGCGAGAAACCUUUCAAGUGCCCCUACUGCGACCACAGAGCAGCUCAGAAGGGCAAUUUAAAGAUCCAUCUUCGCACUCAUAAACUUGGAAAUCUGGGUAAAGGCCGUGGCCGAGUCAGAGAGGAAAACAGGCUGCUUCAUGAGCUUGAGGAGAGGGCCAUCUUGAGAGAUAAGCAGAUGAGAGGGAGUGGAAGUCUUCUCCAGACUGCUCAAACACCCCAUCUUGUCCUCAACAGCAGCUCCAACACCCAUCAGCAGCCAAUGCCGUCAGCCUGUGGCCCACCUCCACUUUCUGGCCUUGCAACUCCUGACACAGUUUCUCAGCCAUCUUCUUCACCGAAGCCAACAAACCAGGAUGAACAGUCCGUGAACCCAGCUAAUGGUUACCGUUGUACAUUCUGCAAAGGGAAAUUCAAGAAGCGCGAAGAAUUAGACCGCCACAUCCGCAUUCUCCACAAGCCCUACAAAUGUACUCUAUGUGAAUUUGCUGCCUCCCAUGAAGAAGAACUGAUAAGUCAUGUGGAGAAAGCUCACAUCACAGCUGAAACCACACAAGGACAGGGUGCCAGUGGAGCUGGUGGCAUGCAAAUGGCCACUGAAUUUCGAUGUGAUGUCUGUGGCCAGGUAUUCAGCCAAGCGUGGUUUCUUAAGGGUCACAUGCGAAAGCACAAGGAUUCCUUUGAGCACUGCUGUCAAAUCUGUGGCCGUCGCUUUAAGGAACCCUGGUUUCUGAAGAACCAUAUGAAGGUUCACCUAAACAAGCUAGCCAUUAAGAGCAAGCCACCACAGCCCAGUGAGCAAGAUAUGGCUGCUGUAAAUAGCAUGAGCAAUCUAGCUCAAGAAGCUCAUGCCAAUCUCUAUUCCCGUUACAUCUCAUGUCUUCAAGGAGGGUUCCUUUCACCAGACAAACAAGGCCUUAGUGAGCAACACCAGAUGUUAGCUAAAGCAGGAAUUGCCAUGAAGGAAAAGGAGAUGUUAGGAAAACUGCUGGGACCAAUGGCAGGGGGGAUGGCACAUGGACUUGGUGAAAAUGAAAAGCGCUCACUCCUUGGUUGUCUCAAUCUUGUACCGCCACUCAAGUCCAGUUGCAUGGAGCGCCUUCAAGCAGCUGCAAAAGUGGCAGAAAUGGAUUCUCUCAACAGCUAUCAAGCCUGGCAGAUCAUGGCUCGUGGUAUGGCCAUGGACAGGGCUUUCAUGCCCAAGGAGCAGCAGCACCAGCCACACAUAACCCCAGGGCAGGAAGAUGAGAUAAGUGGUGCUGUGGCCCUGGCUUCCUACUCAAAGGACAAACAAGACUAUUCCAUGAUUGCUUCUAGUGAUAACUCCAAGCAGAAGCAGCUCUCUGAGGGCAUGCAGGGAUCUAAGGCUUCCAGCGGAGCCAUGAUUCCCAUGAAGGAGGAUGGCAGAGGCUUUGAAAGUCAUCGUGAUCUAAUCUCUCACCAUGGCGGCGCUGAAGCUCCUGGAGGUCUGUCUGGUUUAGGAGCCCCAAACAUUGACUACAAUCUUUCCACCCUGAAGGAAAAGCCUUCAGAGUGCCCUGACUGUGGCCGCGUCUUCAGAACCUACCAUCAAAUGAUUGUUCACUCCCGAAUACACGGCAAAGACAGGAGAGGCCUUGAUGAAGCUCUUCAUCAAGGUGUAGAUGAACGUCGUGGCUCUGCCAGUGACCCUGAGUCCCAGUCCAUCAGCCGUUCCACGACUCCCGGUUCAUCUAACGUGACCGAAGAGAGUGGUGCCGGAGGCGGACAGUCCCAAACAGGGAGCAUUCAAGAUGACAGUCCACAUCCCUCAUCGCCUUCCUCAGAUGCUGGGGAAGACUUGGCGAAGGCAGCGGUGAGCCUGCAGCCGCCUCCAUCCCAGGUCAGGGAGCGGAGCAUCGGAUCGUCCUCUAAAGACUGCCCCUACUGCGGGAAGUCCUUCCGUACCUCCCAUCAUCUCAAAGUCCAUCUGCGGAUACACACAGGAGAGAAACCCUACCGAUGCCCUCAUUGUGACUAUGCUGGCACCCAGUCUGCCAGUCUGAAAUACCACCUGGAGCGCCACCAUCGUGAACGUCAAAACGGCUCCAACACAUCAGGCUCGUCCUCUGGCCACAACACAUCUUCAGACCAUAAAGAUGAUCCUGGGAAAGCAGGUAGUGGGAUCUUCGCCCGACCAGAUGUACUUCGUAAUGUUUUCAAGGGCAUGCCAGCCAAUCUGGACUUCAGAGCUGGUCCGCUGCUGCCACAUCAGUGGGCAUCGGCUGGUAUCAUAGCGCCACAUGAACGAGAUCGCGAUCGUGGGGAUCGGCGUUUUGAUGCGAUCCAUUCAGCUGAGAACCUGAAGACUCUGGAUGGCCAAUCCCCCAUUGUUUCAGCAGCUGACGGUGCCGCCAGCUUCUCCGACCUGAGCAGGGCUUACCAAAGUAUGAUAGGGAACGGAGUCCACUUCCAAGGUUCUCUCCAAGCUUUCAUGGACAAUUUUGUCCUCAGCUCUAUGAAGAAAGAUGUUGCUGACAACCACAACCCUGUCCAUCUCCCAGUUCAGCGUUACCAUGAUAACGGUGAGCCGAAAGCCAAACGUGUUGUCUCAAGUGACCAAGAGAAAGAUGACAAACCAGAAGCCAAGAAGCAUUCAGAGACUGGAAAGCCUGGGUCCCAGUAUGAACCUCUUGAUCUUUCUGUAUCAGUACGUCCUGAGUCUGGACCCGGAUCCCUGCCUGGCUCCUCGAUCACUGUUCACGAUAAUGUGGCUUGGCACGGCUGCCUCUUCUGCUCUUUCUCUACUUCCUCUUUGGAACUCAUGGCUCUACACCUUCAAGCUAACCACCUGGGUAAAGCCCAAAUGCAGCGGGCUGAUGCCGGCAAGGAGAUUCAGCAAGAGGGUGUUCCCACCAACUCUACCAUUCAUUCUUCCAAUAUCAAGAGCUCUGCUUUGGCACUGGAGAGAGAAGGAGACAGAGAUAGUGAGAAAAUCCAAGGAGUUUGGAACAACCACAUCGACCAACCAUACAACCCCUUCCAAAGUGAUUUCUUCAGGAGGUUCGGUGGUCUGUAUGAUGGCUCUUCAAGAGUUACCCCAGGCCUUCAAGGUUAUAUAGCGGAGCAGGGACUGGAACUGCACAAUCAGGUCAUUGGAGGAACACCAUCAGCUGUGAAUGACCAGAUUGCUGACAGGGGUUCCUGUGGAGAAACUGAGUAUGACCGCAUUGGAUCAGAUGAAGAAAUCACAAAAGCUGGGGAGCACAGCAGAUGCGGGACCCCUUCAAACACUCCAAAGAGACCCCAGCUACAGAAUAACUCAGAGGAAGAGGAUGAUGACGGUAGAGUGGCUGAAGAAGAGGAGGAAAGAGAUGAUGAUGAACAAAUGGACUUGGAUAAAGAGGAAGAAGGCAGUCCUGCUUCUGACCACAGCCAGUCUCACGCUAAACAGCUGCAAGAUGACUCUUCUCUUACUCUAAUGAGCAAUGCUGGUUUACCAGCUUCCUCCAACACCAUGAAGCCAUUGUCCCUGGUUCCCCAAGCCCAGAACCAAAACCUGGUGCUGGACAAGCAGUGGCAGCAGGGCCUGGGCCUCCUGUCCUCGGAAGGUGCAUCGGGACUUUUGAAGGCUGAUCCGCAGGCCCACCUGGAGCAGCAAAUGACCAUGCUGUCUGUCCUCCGAGCCUACAGUAACGACUCCACCCCUACGUUCAACGGCCUGGGAGGCGGAAGUGGCGGAUCCAUCACGGGCGGCGUGAAGAGGUCUGAUGGAACCGCACAUCUGUGGCUAGGAGAGGAGGACCAGCCCAUGAUCCAUGACCCCGCCUUGACCCUCGAGUCCAACCAGCUAAACAACGAUCUUAACCACCCUAACAACCAUAACCUGGGUGAGCCUAAAGGGCUGGACGCCCAUGCUGGAAACAAAGACUAACAUCUUCCACCAGAGCGAGGCUCAGUGACGACCACAAUGACGACAAUGAAGGUGACGAUGAGGUGAAGGAGGAUGAAGGUUAUAUGAAGGAAAACACUAUAACAGAGACUUUAUUUAAGAUGAUUUAAAAAAAAAGAAAACUACUACCGUCAGAAGGAAUGGAAAGUGAGAACUGUGAAAUGGGACGUCUAAGACGGUGUUUGAAUUUGCGAGUUGGACCUAAUGACUUUUGCAAGCAUCCUCGCACACUUAUCAAGAUGAUGGCAACCUUCCUUUGUGUUUCCUGUGGUCUGAAUGCAUCUUGUCUUUGUUGUCCUAUACGCAUUGCUUCUUUUUUUCCUUCAGGUCUUCUUUCUGUUCUUUGGAUGAAACUACCUGUCUGAAGAUGACUUCCUGUAAACUAGCCCUGACAUUACCGACACAUUCCUGGAGCUAGAAAAAUUCUUUUGUAACUAGGACUGAAGUAUUAAAAACUAAAUGAAAUCUGUUUCCUUUUCCUGUAAAGUGGAGAUUAUCCUGUUGUACUUGGUAGAAUGUAUUCUACUGCUGAAUAGAAACUAAACUUUAGCAGACUGUUGACUGAGACCAAGCACAUUCCUGUCAAACUAGCGCCUCACCUUUCAGCUGUCAUGACUCCUUGUUUAUGUCUCACAUCAAUCAUGCUGAACAUGGUUAACUACAGACAUGGUCCUUUUUUUCCAACCUGCAGCAUGGUUCUUCCCAAAAAUGAUUUACUAAUGGAGGUAUGACUGGUUGGCUUUUGAUGACGGUGGUGUUAGUAAGGAUUGCGAAGACAGAACUUUCAAACUGCUAUAAAUUCAACACCCUCCAUAACCAGGCCUUCAUCCCACUACAGAACCUGUUCUUUUCAACUGUUUUCUUUAUUUUUUUCAACGCAGCUCUGGUGCUUGAUGUAAAUAGAAAGAUAUACAGCAGUGCGACAAAGUCGACAUUUAAAAUGUUUGCGAGGAGGGAAAGUAGAGGAGUGACAAUAGUUUAUUGGCCGUAGAAUCAAAUGGCCGCCGUUCUUCUCAAGUUCAAAACGGAAGAAUUAAAAAAGAAAAAUCAAAAAACAAAAAGAGCAAGAACAGUUUUCUUUCUUUGAACCCCUACAUCCCUUUUGCUUCAUCUCUCAUGUCUAACCUGGAGGACUGUAGUGUUGCAGAUGUUUGUAUAAUACUGCCACCAAUCAUUGUUGCACAGUGUUACUGACUACUGAAAAUGGUUUGAUGUAUUUACUUUAAGAUGAGAAAAAAAUAGCAUAAAACUGGAAAAAGACAAUGUGUAUAGCCUUAGAUUACAAGUCAUCUGUUAUUGCUACUUCAAAGCUAUGUAACUGUGCUAGACUGUAGGAUGUAGGGUUGACUUUAAUUUGAACUUUUAUAUGUACUGUACAUUAAUGCCUUGUCCAUUUACUGAUCAAAAAAGAGAGAAAAAAAUGAGAAAAAAAGAGGAAAAAGAUGACAAUCGUCUCCUGUGCCCCCAUAUAUACAGAUCCAUAAUGCAUAGAGGGACUUAUCCUUUCUGAUUUCUUUCAUUUGUUUGGAUUCUCAAAAGUAUUUUGCACUGUGAUAGUAUUAUAAAUCCAACCUAUACAGUACAAAACUUGCUAAUUAACUAAAAUGAGCGUGUGUUUGUGUGUCCCUUGGCAUUGUGAAAUGUUUCUGUCAUUUUUUGUGAACCCAGAGGAAAAAAAAACCCAGAGAAAAAAAUUGUCUAAUGCGGUAUGUAUAGUCCAAAUAUAAUACUUCUUUUUUUUUUUUUUAGUUUGAUCAACAUCUAUACUGUAUGUGACUUUUAAAAUGGUUCCUCAGAUUUUAUUUUAUUUUUAUUUUUUUUUGUAUGCUAAUCCCUUUCUGACCUACAGCAUAGACCUGUUACUGCUUUCUGCCGGGUGACUUUCUGAACUUGGAUACCAGCCUGAGAAGAUUUUUGCCCUGCCGAUGUUUUCUUUGCAGCUACAUUGAAAUGAUUUCUGCAGACCACAAUAGACCAUACUUUCAAUUUUAUAGAAGAGGAUAUUCAAAAUCUAAAUAAUAACAAAGGUGAGACAUUGAAAAGUGAGAAGCUAUCCUUUUGGGGGGUUUGGAAGUGGGGUCAAAGCAAACCAGUUGGAUGAUGAAAUCACUGACCAACAGCUUUGACUUUUGACCUUAUCUCUGUUUUCUGAGUAAAGAUGAGAGAUUCACAGUGAGAGUGGAGCUUGGGCUCUCUCCUCUGAACCAGCUAUAACGAUCAUUCCAUUCCACAUAUGAUGUACAAAACCUGUCUUGUGAGCUGAACACUCUAUGUUUUGCUGUAUCCUUAUGGCAGAUGCUUCGUUUUGUAACUACUGAACUGUACUUAUAAUAAAAAUAAAAUGUA
This is a messenger RNA of Gambusia affinis (western mosquitofish), 8101 nucleotides long. RefSeq names its product zinc finger protein 536 (gene znf536). The transcript is spliced from 6 exons. Bases 1370 to 5737 code for a protein of 1455 amino acids. The record is from RefSeq and is a predicted model, not a curated record. Gene Ontology annotation, molecular function: DNA-binding transcription factor activity, RNA polymerase II-specific; RNA polymerase II cis-regulatory region sequence-specific DNA binding. NCBI's taxonomy places the organism in Eukaryota, Metazoa, Chordata, Actinopteri, Cyprinodontiformes, Poeciliidae. Gene Ontology annotation, biological process: regulation of DNA-templated transcription. Gene Ontology annotation, cellular component: nucleus.